Scleropages formosus (Asian bonytongue) is the source of this 4860-nucleotide messenger RNA. It is a transcript of the gene cd79a, whose product is annotated as CD79a molecule, immunoglobulin-associated alpha. NCBI's taxonomy places the organism in Eukaryota, Metazoa, Chordata, Actinopteri, Osteoglossiformes, Osteoglossidae. Bases 3609 to 4271 code for a protein of 220 amino acids. Gene Ontology annotation, cellular component: B cell receptor complex; external side of plasma membrane. Gene Ontology annotation, biological process: B cell receptor signaling pathway; B cell differentiation. The record is from RefSeq and is a predicted model, not a curated record. The transcript has 6 exons.
GGAACAUGUAUCCACAAGUUGCAGGUUUGUAGCAGGUUGGUGAACAGCGCAACAGAAGCACAAGGAUACACUGGUUAAUUUCAAGCAUCUUAGAUGCACCUAAUAUGUACACAACGAGGGCCACUGAUGUCACAUUCUGUUGUGACUUCAGUCAAAAUCGCUUGAUUAGUGCUGUAUUCAGAAGGGUGGAGGGGGUAAAAGUGCGUCGUACUUGGCACUGCAGGAAUAUGCAGUAAUGUACAGUAAUUUCUUCUGUCAAAAUAGUGGUAUUCAUUGUAUUUGUUUAAUUAAAGCGAAGAUGGGAGAGCACACAUGAGCUUACCAAAAGUUUUAUUUUUCACAAUGAGACAGAUGCGUUUCGGCAGGAUGCCUUCAUCAGCAACAAAGCAUCGAAGCCCUUAACUUCGGUGAAAAUUAUUAAAUUGUAUUGCCUUUAAACCCGGUAGCCAAAAUGCUGCAUUUUUGUUUUUCCAAAUGAGUGACAGAACAGAUUAUACAACCUACUGUAGUCCUGUGUGUGUGUUGGGGGGGCAUUAAUUUCUCAUUUCAUUCAUAUUAGCAACUUAAUUGUAUUGGCAGCACUCUGUGUACAGUAGCAAUUUAUUAUUUACCGUCAAUUGUAUCACUGCACAGGAGGGGUUUUCAUUGGGUUAAGGUUCAGCUGUACAGCUCACUGUGCACUGAAAAACGGGACCUGGCUGAGUCUGCUUCAAACGGGACCAUUUCAACCACGUACUGUACCACAAUGUGCCGGGUUGUAUUAUAUUACAAUGGGCUACUUUGUGUAGUGGUGAGUUAAGUGUAUUGAGGCUUCUUGCCAGUGCUAUGGCUAAUAAAGUGAGAGAAAGACAGUAUGGCACCAAAAGUCAUGAAGAUGGUGUAAUCAAGAUGCAACUGUUGUUAUUUCUAUUACUGUAAUUUAGUAUUUUUUGCAAUAAUUAUGAAUAUGCAUUCUGACUUCUGCAGUAUGCUUGUCAUUCCUGCUGCACAGUUAUGCAAUUUUUACUGUUUCCUGCACAGUGGACUGUUGCACGCUCCAAGAAAUAGAAGUUAAGCUGCCCUUUCCUCUAUUUUCUUCUUGAUGGUUUCCGAAGCUGACGGCUUCGUGGCUGCAUUUACAAAGGACUCAUUUUCUGUGUAUGGAAUGACUUCUGUUUCGUCAUGAGAUCUGCCAUUUUUAUCCAUGUGUGUGUCUCUCUCUCUCCCUCCCUUCCUAGUCCCUUAUUCCCUCACGCACCACGGUCACAAAUUGUGACACAGUUCUAAAUGCAUGCUGUUCUCCUAGUAGCAGCCUAUUCUCGUUUUUGCUCCAAAAUCCCAUUGCACAAUCUGUGUAUGUUACCAAGUAGUUCUUUUUUAUGCUUUAAUGGGUGGGUGGGGUUAUUUUGGAAGAAAUGUCUAAUGUAAGUAUUUACUAUGCAUUGCCAAUCAUAAGAGAGAGUGGGAAAUGAGCAAGCAAAGCAUGACUUCUGUUGCAUUCACAUCUUCAGCCAAGACAAGCAUGGGGCCAAAGGGGGGGUGGGAGGGGAUAAAAGGGAAAAUUUAAAAGAAAAAAAAAAGUAAAAUGCUGUACCAUGAAACCCUGAUUUCUAGUGAAGCCUUUCAUUGAAUUUGAUAUUUAAAAGUAAUGUUGUUUAUAAUUAUAGGUGGCGUAACUGAAAAUGCACAUGUAUUGCCCCUUAAUCUGAAACAGUCUAGAUGCAUUAAACUCCUUCUUCACGGAUGUCCCUCACCCCACUUGUUUGGCAGCUCGCAGCCCAGUGUGCUGGACUGUGUGCGCAGCUGUUCACGCUUUGCAGUCAUCUGCCUCUCCAUAUUGGACCCACCAUUACCCCCUCUCUCUCGCUUUCCAUGUGUAUCCUAUAUGCAAAUACAUAGUCAGAUAUUUGAUUUAAUUUGAUAUAUAUUUAUAGAAAUGGGUGCCUUGUCUAAUGAUCAAGCCUUUUUCUUUUCAAAGGGCUUUCUUGGAAACACUGUGGACUGUGACAUUAUUACGUUAUUUCUGCUGCUGUAGCAAACAGGACCAUAAAAUAUAGAGCUGAUUGACCAUUCAGUGUAAAGUGCAUCAUGGGGUAGCUCUUGGCACCUUGGCAGAUGGCAUCAUAAUAUCUAAGACCUGGACAUUCUGUACCCACGAGUGGCUUGUCCAUUAGCCAUCCAGUUCACUUGUCCCGUUUUCUCCAGUCAGUGCUUUGUGUAGAGCAGGUCUGAUCACUGUUUAAGGCACCCUAGCACGUGUCUUUCUUAUCUAUAUAAAUAUACCAGAACUGUACUGUGUAUUUGGGCUUUCGAUCUUGUUUUAAGAGGGUUUUAAUUAUGUAUCCUUAAGAGUUGAGGUACGUUUUUUUUAAUUUUCUUUUUAUAAUAAAUGGAAAAUUCUGUCAUUUUUUUUUGUUCCUGUCUAAAUAGAAAUUAAAUUGUUAGAAGAGCAUGGGUUGAGAAGGAAACUGAGCAGAACACAAAUCCCUGCUGAAAUUUUGUUUGUAUGCUUAAAAAAAAAAUGCCAUUUGUCACAUAAAAGAGCCUUGCAGCCAUUAUAUAUGCUCCUUUAUAGGCAUAGACAUAGUUUAGCGUUAAGGACAUGAAUUUGUAACCUAAAGCCUGAGGAUUGACUUCCCUUUCCUUGCCGCUGUUGUGGAAUGCCCAAGCGAAGUACUUCAUCAUAGUUGCUCUAACUAAAGCCAUAUACAGUGCUGCUUGAAAGUAUUCAAACCCCUUGUGUCCCUUAGUUUUACCAGGAAAUGGUUAUUUCAUGAGAAUCAGUCUUUUGACAUAAUAGGUGUGUAAUGACCAAUUCCUUAUGUUGCUUUAGAGGAAAUCGUGUGUAUCAAAAAAAACAGAAGUGGUGCAGAAAUAAGUAGAGCCCAAGUUGCACUGGUUAAACCAAAUAGGUAGGUGGGAUCAAGUGUGUGAAUCAAUCAUUUGUUUAUUGUAAUAUUUUAUGCAUGAAUAAUGACAUACCUAUAGUGUUGACAUCCUUUCAAGCAGCACUAAAUGGGUCAAUACUGGAAAUGUAUUUUGGUUAAAGUCCCAACUGAGCAAUUCAUUUAAUUUCUGACCUGUAAAUGUUUACAAUGCACUUUUGUAUUAAGGAUAACCAAGGGGCACGUAAACAAAUGAAAUGCAUAACGAGUUUAGCCGGAGACAUGACAGAAGCGCGAUAAAGUGCUGCACUUUUUUUUAAUUGCAUUUAUGAAAAUUAACAUGUAAACCAAUAAAACUCUGCUUGCAAUAGGUUCUAGAGGUAUUUGCAAUGCGGUGAAAGAAACUAGAAAAGGGGCGUACGACCAAGUGCGUGCAAAGGUCUCCCAGCAACACGGCGUAAUGGGAAAUAUGUCUGCAGCACUAGGGGCGAGUUUCACUUGAGCAAACUGCACGCUGCCAGCGUGGAACGCUUCUCAAAACCGCCGGAGCACAUCUCCUGCGUGGCAGGUGCAGAAAGGGACUGCAAGGGAGCCGUCCACAUCAAGGCUGAGAGCGGAGACGGACGGGUGGACUAACUUGAAGGAGAGUGUGUUUGGGGGGGAAAAAAGAGGGAGCAACGCUUGCACGAACAGGAAAGGGUUCAGUAGUGCGUCGGCAUUCUGAAAAGCAUCUCCUAAAAUAAGAUGGUGCCAAGAGCGAUCCUUCUCCUCUGUUGCUGUGCAGCUGUUGCCUGCGGCAGCCAGAUUGCAGUGAACUUUAGCCUCGUUGAGCCAUCUCUUCAGGUCAAGCUAGAUGGCUCGGCUGAACUGAAUUGCUGCUACACCACCACCCAAGGAUCAGUACAAGCACGCUGGAUCGUUUUCUCCCCUAACAGCAGCACACAUUCUAGGGUGAAUUUAGACACAAGAGUUACCGUAUUCAAUUCCCAAGAAAACUGUUUCACGCUGAAACUAAUAAAUGUCAGACUAAAUGACACCGGCUUAUACUGCUGUUUACUAAACCACACGAAGAUGUUCAUCUCCCCUGGCACCUUCCUGCAAGUCUACAAACCAAUAGAGAAGAUUAUAAACAUCAGUGAAAGCGCCAAAAACAGAAUCCUUGUGGCAGAAGGGAUUAUGCUUUUGCUCUGUCUGAUGGUGCCUGGGACUAUACUGAUCGGUAAGACAAGGAGAGAGAGUGAAUUGCAGAAGAAGAAGAGCAACAUUGAGGAAGAGAACAUUUACGAAGGUCUGAACCUGGACGACUGCAACUCUGCCUACCACCAGAUCCAGCGCUCGCAGGUUCAGUGUACCUACCAAGAUGUGGGCAAUGUCGGAGACUAUGACGUUCAGCUGGAGAAACCUUAGACGAAAGGAACUAGCAAGAUCUGAAGGAAUUUCUAUACUUCUUAUGCAACAAAACCUUAUUCAUUACCUGUUUAUCAGCUUUAAAAAACUUUUUUUUUUUUUUUUUUUUUUCUUUCUCUCACUGAUUUUCCACUGCAAAAUACCUGCUUUGGAUUGAAUUUUCCAUAAUAUAACAUGACAGGAUUUUUCUUAUUUGCUUGUUCAGCACUGCUGUUGCUUUUGUUGACUACAGAGUUGUUCAGAAUAAAUCUGUUUGUAUCUGAGGAAUUGUUGAGUGACGUCUUUCUGACAUACAACAGUUUUAUGCUGGUAAUAGACCUGUUCGUUAUCUACUUUGACAAAGUUUUCUUAAUUGUAUUUGUUCUGUUCAGCAGAAGUUGGUUUUUGAAUGCUUGCUUUGGGUCAUUUUUAUUCUCUUAGCAUACCAGCAGUACGUCUUUAAGGAGAACCAAGAUGUUACCAGUUUAACACAUUUUUAUUGUUAUAUAUACAGUAGGCGGGAUUUUUACUUUUGCAUAAGGGAACUAUAGUAUAAUUUUCUUUAGUAUCUCGAUAUUCUAGAACCUCAACAAAAUUGUUGUAAAUAAGU